Mastomys coucha (southern multimammate mouse) is the source of this 1083-nucleotide messenger RNA. Its product is annotated as TD and POZ domain-containing protein 5-like. Gene Ontology annotation, biological process: proteasome-mediated ubiquitin-dependent protein catabolic process; regulation of proteolysis. The record is from RefSeq and is a predicted model, not a curated record. Gene Ontology annotation, cellular component: cytoplasm; nucleus. NCBI's taxonomy places the organism in Eukaryota, Metazoa, Chordata, Mammalia, Rodentia, Muridae. Gene Ontology annotation, molecular function: ubiquitin protein ligase binding. The transcript has a single exon. Bases 1 to 1083 code for a protein of 360 amino acids.
AUGUCAGGGGACAUGGAUGCCACUGGGCGGGGCUACACACAUAUCAGACUUCAGAAAUUUUGCUACAAAUGGACCAUCAGCAACUUUUCAUUUUUCAUGGAUGGAAUUAAGGGAAAGAUCACAAGCCCAGUGUUCUCAUUAGAGGCUGGUGAUGAAUUGGCAUGGUGUUUGGUAGUACACCCAAAUGGAGUUGACGAAGAAAGCAAAGAUUACCUGUCAGUUCACCUAGGAUUGCUCAGCUGUCCAGAGCGCCCAGUUUGGGCAAAGUUCCAGUUCUGGAUCAUAAAUUCCCAAGGAGAAAAAUCUCAAAGUAAGAAGAGCACAAUUGUCUAUAGCUUUCAGCGAAACCAAUACAAGGGAUUCAAAAAGUUCAUCCUUCGAGAUUUCCUCUUCUCUGAUCCACUCUGGUUUCUCCCUGAAGACCAGCUCACCCUCUGCUGCAAUGUCAACAUAGUAGGAGACUUCUUUAGCAUUCCUAGACAGAACGUGACACCUGCAAUCAAGGAUCCAAGACACACGUUGGCAGAUGACCUAGGGGAGCUGUGGGAAAAUUCCCUGUUCACAGACUGCUCCCUGUUUGUAGCUGGCCAUGAAUUCAGGGCUCACAAGGCCAUCCUAGCAGCUCGAUCUCCAGUUUUCAGAGCCAUGUUUCAACAUGAAAUGAAGGAGAGCCUAACAAACCAAGUUGAAAUCCAUGACUUAGAUCCCCAAGUCUUCAAGGAGCUGAUGGGCUUCAUUUACACAGAGAAGGCACCACACCUCCACAGUCACUCCAUGGCCGCUGGUGUGCUGACAGCUGCUGACAAGUAUGGGCUGGAGGGCUUGAUGGUCAUGUGUGAGGAGGCCCUCUGCAGGAACCUCUCUGUGGAAAAUGCUGCACACACUCUCAUCCUGGCUGACUUCCACGGCACAAAGCAGCUGAAGACUCAGGCCCUGGAUUUCAUUGCACUUCAUGCUUCUGAGGUCUCUGAGACCUCAGGGUGGAAAUCAAUGGUGAAAACACAUCCCCGCUUGCUGGCUGAAGCAUUCCAGUCCCUGGCUUCUGCACACAGUGUUUCUUGGAGCCAUCACUCAAACACCUAA